Aspergillus oryzae RIB40 is the source of this 303-nucleotide messenger RNA. RefSeq lists its product as uncharacterized. The transcript has 3 exons. NCBI's taxonomy places the organism in Eukaryota, Fungi, Ascomycota, Eurotiomycetes, Eurotiales, Aspergillaceae. The record is from RefSeq and is a predicted model, not a curated record. The coding region runs from base 1 to 303 and encodes 100 amino acids.
AUGAAACUUCUGACGGUCGCCUUUUCCCUUCUUCUUCUCGGGCAAGUCCAUGCCAGUCCUUUGGUACUCGACAAAAGGUCUUCCUGCCAGUUGGGUGACGUCUGGGACCUCAAUGCUGCAGACGCCGCCUGCAGCGCUUCGUGUGCCAUUCAACACGGCGACAAACACGGCGGACACUGCGAUAAGAACAAUGGCGCGAAUCUAACAAGAGUAGCCCUGAAAUCUGCCCAGACUGUGCCCUUGAUGCUCGCUGCUCUGAGCUCCAAAGCAAUGAUAACCUACACAAUUGCUCGAAUGGAAUGA